This is a messenger RNA of Miscanthus lutarioriparius, 1797 nucleotides long. The record is from the annotation of a GenBank genome assembly. Lineage: Eukaryota; Viridiplantae; Streptophyta; Magnoliopsida; Poales; Poaceae.
AUGGCCGCCAUGGCGCCCUUCUCCUCCGCCUCCUCCUCGCAUCCCCCUCGCCUACCCUCUAAAACCCUGACGCCUCGUCAUUCCCGCCCGCUCCACCACAGGUCCCCGCCCGCCGCCUCCGCCCCGCGUCCGCUGCUCCUCUCCUUCCCCGCGCCCGCACGUCGCUGCGGCGCUAGGCUCCGCGCUUCAGCCGCGCAGAAAAUCUCUGCCGAUUAUCAGUUCGAUGACGACGGUGAUGAUGACGAGGAGUACGAAUACGACGGCGAAGAGGAGGAGGAGUGGGAGGUGGAUGAAGAUGAGGAGGAGAUGGACGUGGAGGCGAUGGAGGAGGAGGCCCGCGGCGCCGCCGCCGACCUCGCCAAACGCCUCGCACGGGAGCUCCACAUCGAUGAUGAUGUCAGGGAGAAACGAAGAAACAUCAGGGAUAAGACAUCUGUGUCUAAACAUAUUCCAGAUAAUCUUCUUCCGAAGGUGGCAAUUAUUGGGAAGCCAAAUGUUGGUAAAUCUGCGCUGUUCAACCGUCUUGUCGGAGGCAAUAGGGCUAUAGUUGUUGAUGAACCUGGUGUGACAAGGGAUCGCUUAUAUGGACGAUCUUAUUGGGGUGAUCAGGAGUUUAUGGUUAUUGAUACUGGUGGGGUAAUUACUUUGUCAAAGUCUCAAGCAGGUGUGAUGGAAGAACUUGCUGUCACCACUACUGUUGGUAUGGACGGUAUUCCUCUCGCCACUAGAGAAGCUGCUGUUGCAAGGAUGCCAUCAAUGAUUGAAAAACAAGCAGUUGCAGCUGUUGAUGAAGCAUCCAUCAUACUAUUUGUCGUGGAUGGUCAGGCAGCCGAUACAGAGAUUUCUGAUUGGUUACGACGCAACUACUCUGACAAGUGUGUUAUACUUGCUGUCAAUAAGUGUGAAUCUCCACGGAAAGGGCAAAUGCAAGCAUUAGACUUUUGGUCACUAGGGUUUUCUCCUCUGCCAAUUUCUGCUAUUACUGGCACAGGAACUGGAGAUCUCCUUGACCUGGUGUGUUCAGAGCUCAAAAAAUUUGAGGGAUUGGAUGCAGUUGAAGAAGAGAAAAAUAAGGUUCCUGCUAUUGCAAUUGUGGGAAGACCAAAUGUGGGGAAAAGUAGCAUUCUAAAUGCUUUGGUUGGAGAAGAUAGAACUAUUGUGAGCCCAGUUAGUGGGACAACACGCGAUGCCAUUGACACUGAGUUUAUUACAGCAGAUGGGGAGGAUUAUAAAAUUGCAGAGAGGAUUGAGAAAGAAGGAAAGGCUUGUGUCAUUGUUGUGAACAAAUGGGAUACAAUCCCAAACAAGAACCAUGAGAGUACGACACAUUAUGAACAAGAUGUAAGAGAGAAGCUUCGCAUACUUGACUGGGCACCUAUUGUCUACUGUUCUGCGACAAAUGGCUCUAGUGUUGAAAAGAUAAUUUCUGCUGCUGCUUUGGUUGAGAAGGAAAGGUCUAGAAGACUCGGCACCUCCAUUCUUAAUCAAGUUAUUAGAGAAGCUAUAGCAUUCAAACCACCACCAAGAACAAGAGGUGGCAAAAGAGGUCGUGUCUAUUACACAACACAGGCUGCCAUUGGUCCACCAACAUUCGUUUUGUUUGUAAAUGAUGCGAAGCUCUUCCCUGAUACAUACCGCCGUUACAUGGAAAAGAAACUCCGGUCAGAUGCUGGUUUUCCAGGCACCCCUAUUCGGUUAUUGUGGCGUAGCAGAAGGCGGCCAGACAAACGAGGUAAAUCUGCUGAUAGUAGAAUGCAGAGCCCAGGAACCCCUAGCAGAAUGGUUAUAGCUGCCUAA